This is a messenger RNA of Vicia villosa (hairy vetch), 915 nucleotides long. RefSeq lists its product as uncharacterized. Gene Ontology annotation, biological process: proteolysis. The record is from RefSeq and is a predicted model, not a curated record. Gene Ontology annotation, molecular function: aspartic-type endopeptidase activity. The coding region runs from base 1 to 915 and encodes 304 amino acids. NCBI's taxonomy places the organism in Eukaryota, Viridiplantae, Streptophyta, Magnoliopsida, Fabales, Fabaceae. The transcript has 2 exons.
AUGCCAUCUUAUGCCAAAUUUCUUAAAGAGAUAUUGUCCAACAAGAAGAAACUUGAGGAUAAUGAGACAGUGAUGCUUACUGCGAAAUGUAGCGCUAUUAUCCAAAACAAUAUGCCACCUAAGCUGAAAGACCCUGGUAGUUUUUCUAUACCCUGUGUAAUAGGAAAAUUCGUCAUAGACAAAGCACUAUGCGAUUUAGGAGCUAGCGUGAGUUUAAUGGCCCUCUCAAUCUGUGAAAAACUUCAAUUAGGCGAACUAAGACCAACUAGAAUGUUUUUACAAUUAGUCGAUCGCUCUGUUAAAUACCCUGUAGGUAUGCUAGAAAACAUUCCCGUUAGGAUAGGUCAAUUCUAUAUUCCCACAGAUUUCAUCAUUAUGGAUAUUCAAGAAGACUCAAACAUUCCUAUCAUACUGGGAAGACCUUUCUUAGCCACUGCUGGUGCCAUCAUCGAUGUGAAACGAGGGAAGCUUACCUUCGAAGUCGGAGAAGAGAAGAUUGAAUUCAUUCUUUUUCAAUUCCUCAAAGCACCUUCUAUAGUUGAUACAUGCUGUUUUGUUGACAUAAUUGAUGAGUGUGUAAAGGAAAUAAAGUCCGAACCACAUGAAGAAACUAAAAUCCUAAGAAUUCCUAUACCGCCUAUCCUAGAAGACGAUAACUGGCGAGGGGAAUAUCAAGACAAUCAUCUAAGUGAAUGCCUAGCACUGACUCCUGAUCCUAUACCUGGACCUAAGAAACCCGCCAUAGAACUUAAAACAUUACCGAGUGAUUUAAGGUACGAAUUCCUGGACGAAGAACUUAAACGACCUGUCAUAGUUAAUGCCAAUUUAGGAAGAACCGAAACCGAAAAGUUACUCACUGUCCUAAGAAGAUACCCAACCGCUCUAGGGAGUUUUCCAAAUUCCUAUCUACCCUGA